Plutella xylostella (diamondback moth) is the source of this 2550-nucleotide messenger RNA. Its product is annotated as G-protein coupled receptor moody. Gene Ontology annotation, cellular component: membrane. Gene Ontology annotation, biological process: G protein-coupled receptor signaling pathway. The record is from RefSeq and is a predicted model, not a curated record. Gene Ontology annotation, molecular function: G protein-coupled receptor activity. Lineage: Eukaryota; Metazoa; Arthropoda; Insecta; Lepidoptera; Plutellidae.
CAUUAAAAAUCAGUCUGACACAUACCGCCGCGGGAGAAGCACGUGUGUUGAAGCGCGUUUAAAUUGGCGCGAAUUUUCUUUUAAAUGUCACAGUAUUUACUGUGAUGAAGUAUUAAUAGUAAUUUUUUACGUUAUUGAAAAUAAAUUGUGAUGUCCGAUCGUAUAAAAUACGUGGUGAGGAUCGUAGUUAUUACAGUUCUGUAUUAUACAUUGAUAAGUGUUGUAAAAGAAAUCAAACAAUAUUGGAGUGGAUCCGGUGAAACACAGCACACUCGCUAAAUAUUUGGAUUUCGUUACGUCAAUAGAAUUUUUACCGGCACCCAAUAUGGAGCACUUGGCGAAUUUCACCGAUGACAUCGGCUCUAGUGUGCAGCCUAGUGAAUUCUCCAAGUUCUCCCCUGGCCUGCUGACCUUCGCAGCCGUUGUCACUGGACUCAUCAUGCUGGUGGGUCUGUCGGGAAACCUACUCACCGUGGUGGCUCUGCUCAAAUGCCCCAAGGUCAGGAAUGUGGCCGCAGCCUUCAUUAUUAGUCUCUGCAUAGCGGACUUCUUAUUCUGUGCCAUGGUGUUACCGUUUGCCAUAUCUGGUUUCUGGACGCAGACGUGGUCCCACGGGGGCGUGCUGUGUCGGCUGGUGCCGUUCCUGCGGUAUGGCAAUGUAGGCGUGUCCCUGCUGAGCAUCGCACUCAUUACGUUGAAUAGGUACAUAAUGAUAGCGCACCACAGCUGGUACGGUCGGGUGUACCGAAAGCACAACAUAGCUCUCAUGAUCGUGUUCUCGUGGAUGUUCUCGUAUGGCAUGCAGGUGCCUACCCUCAUUGGAGUUUGGGGUAAAUUUGACUACGACCCUGAGUUGGGCACUUGCUCCAUCUUGCCUGAUGAGAACGGGCGCUCGUCCAAGACUGCCAUGUUCAUCAUCGCCUUCAUCGUGCCAGCCCUGCUCAUCCUCAUCUGCUACGCCAGGAUAUUCUGGGUUGUUCACAGUUCAGAGCAGCGAAUGCGCGAGCACCAAAGAACUCAACACAGCGGGGCUGGAGCCCUCAACAACAGCACCGACAAACGAAGCACCAUCAAGGACAACCGGGACACCAAGGCCAGAAGGAACGAGUGGAGGAUCACUAAGAUGGUCCUGGCUAUUUUCCUGUCCUUCCUUGUUUGCUACCUGCCGAUCACGAUGGCUAAGGUCGCCGAUAGCCAUGUGCAUUAUCCUGUAUUCCACAUCGCGGGCUACUUACUUCUGUACGCGAGUGCCUGCGUGAACCCCAUCAUCUACGUCAUCAUGAACGCUCAGUACCGAGCGGCGUAUGCUGCGGCCCUCUGCUGCCCCCUGUCCAGGCUCACUGGUCUCACCAGCGAAAUGGAACGAGCGUCACGGCUACAGCUACAGCAACACACGCACGGCUCUCAGCCAGGUGUCUCUGGGAGAGUCCAGAGCCGACCCUCGGGCCUCCAUGGCGCCAGCCGGACCGGCUCGGUAAGCACCCAGCCGACUGGACCAAGCCCGACCAAGCCACGACCCACCAAACUACAGCUUGGACCGAAACCAAGCCUUAAAAAGAAGCCGGUACUCCCAAAUGACAAGUUCCCGAUCAGACCACCGCGGAAAGUGCAGCUUGGUCCUGUCGUCCCUAGGGAGUAUGUCGGUCCUGUCGUCCCUAGGGAGAAAAAAUGCACGUGCGGGAAAUUAGAACAAGCGAAGGUGUGAGAUUCGUCGUUCUUUAGUUCGACAUUGCCAAAGAUUAUUCCAAAGAUUGUUUGUAUUAUUUUGGUGCUAAGUGUAAAUGCUUAGAAGAUGUUCUAUAUUUUGUAUUAUUAUUUUUACUUUAACGUACUGUUUUAAAUAUUUUAUAUGAAUAGAUUUACACCAAAUUGAUAGUAUUAAUUUACAGAUUUAUUUUACCUACUUAAUUAUGGUCCGUCCAACUACAGAACGACGAAUCUCUGAGUAAAUUGUUACUAUUUUGUAAAUAAUUAUAAUAGUCAUGUUAAUAAAUGGUUAAUAAGUAGGCAGGUAGGUUGUACCUGUAAGAAUUGUUCAGUUUGACCAAGUCUUCCAAAAAUUUAGUGUAUUUUAGGAUUUGUCUAUGAACUCUGUAAAUGAACUUUCAAUGAAAUCUCAUGUCUUUAUUGCAUUUACUUUUACGUUCUUAGGUAGGUAGGUAUCAUCUAAGAAUUUAAGUUAUCAUAUUGUUGUCUAAUGGACCUGUAUUUACGAAAACGACCUCAUGAAAAAUACAUUCCUCGAAUAUACGAUUUUCUGAAGUAUUGAUAAGUAUUCACAAAAUACCUACAAGCAUUCCAUAUUAUUUUAUACAAUAUACAUACAUACUCACAUAGAUACCAAACUAAAUUGUAUCCAAACUGUUUUAUCAGAUAUCCGUAGAUUUCUCAAUUAAAGCAAAAGGUAUGAAUACAAAAGUGCCUGUAAUUGAAUUUCAUAGGCCUUAUUGAAUGAAUUGCCAUAUUAAUUGUUAGGUAUUAUAAGAUUGACGAAUGUUUGUGACAUGUUAUUUAUUUAUUUUUAAAAUAAAUUAAAGGUUUUUAUUGAAA